AUGCUAAUCUACAAAUGGUGUCAGGCUAUCAACAAUUUGGCAGAUAUUUGGGAGACAUCGAAUGGCGAAUGUGUUGUCAUGAUGCAAUCCAAAUUCGAUAAGGUUUGGGAAAAGAUGGACCCAAUUCUGUUGAAUCGUUUAUUGAGACUUGUUGUUGACAGUAAUUUGGCUGACUACAUGACUGCAAAGAACAAUGUGACCAUUACCUUCAAGGAUAUGAGUCAUGUGAAUAUGUACGGAUUGAUCAGAGGCCUUCAAUUCUCUUCAUUUAUUUCUCAAUAUUAUUGUUUAAUAUUGGAUCUGCUAAUGCUUGGUUUGGAUAGAGCAAGUGAAAUUGCUGGACCUCCAAGAGAUCCUAAUGUCUUCUUGACCUUUAAGGAUUUACAAACAGAAACGAACAGUCCUAUCAGACUCUACUCUAGAUAUAUUGACGAAUUCCACAUGUUAUUCAAAUUCACUCAUGAGGAAGCACGUUCUCUCAUUCAAAAAUACCUCACUGAACAUCCAGAUCCAAACAAUGAAAACAUUGUUGGCUACAAUAACAAGAAGUGCUGGCCUAGAGAUGCCCGUAUGCGUUUAAUGAAACAUGAUGUAAAUCUUGGGAGAGCAGUGUUCUGGGAAAUUAAGAACAGACUUCCCAAAACCCUUACCACAUUGAAAUGGCAAGACUCAUUUGUUUCUGUAUAUAGCAAGGACAAUCCAAAUCUUUUGUUCAGCAUGUCUGGUUUUGAAAUUAGAAUUUUACCAAAGAUUCGUGCUCCAUCUCAACAAUUCACAACUUCAAAGGAUGGAGUUUGGGAUCUUCGUAAUGAAAUUACCAAAGAGAGAAUUGCUCAGGCAUACCUCAAAGUGAGUGAGUCAUCAAUGAGAAAAUUUGAAAACCGUAUCAGAAUGGUUCUUAUGGCCUCUGGUUCCACAACCUUCACCAAGAUUGUCAACAAGUGGAACACUGCUCUCAUUGGUUUAAUGACCUAUUUCCGUGAGGCAGUGAUUAACACUCCAGAAAUGCUUGAUUUACUCGUUAAGUGUGAGAACAAGAUUCAAACAAGAAUCAAGAUAGGUCUCAACUCCAAGAUGCCUUCUCGCUUUCCUCCUGUUGUGUUUUAUACUCCAAAAGAAUUAGGAGGCUUGGGUAUGCUUUCUAUGGGCCAUAUUCUUAUUCCACAGUCUGAUCUUAGAUAUUCCAAGCAAACAGAGACUGGAAUUACUCAUUUCCGUGCAGGUAUGAGCCACGAAGAAGGUCAAUUAAUUCCUAAUCUCUAUAGAUAUAUUCAACCAUGGCAAUCAGAAUUUAUUGAUUCGCAACGUGUAUGGGCAGAAUAUGCUGCAAAACGAAAGGAUGCAAUGGAAAAGAACAGAAAACUUGCUCUUAGUGACUUGGAAGAUUCAUGGGAUCGAGGUAUUCCAAGAAUCAACACUUUGUUCCAAAAGAUCGACAUAUUCUUGCUUAUGACAAGGGUUGGAGAGUUAGAAACGAAUUCAAAGCAUAUCAAGUUUUGA
Naegleria fowleri is the source of this 1500-nucleotide messenger RNA. RefSeq lists its product as uncharacterized. NCBI's taxonomy places the organism in Eukaryota, Heterolobosea, Eutetramitea, Acrasida, Naegleriidae. Gene Ontology annotation, molecular function: U6 snRNA binding; U1 snRNA binding; U2 snRNA binding. The transcript has a single exon. Bases 1 to 1500 code for a protein of 499 amino acids. Gene Ontology annotation, biological process: mRNA splicing, via spliceosome; spliceosomal tri-snRNP complex assembly. The record is from RefSeq and is a predicted model, not a curated record. Gene Ontology annotation, cellular component: U5 snRNP; catalytic step 2 spliceosome.